CCGGGAUAGACCAUAAUCAAAUAAAGCGUCGACUUACCUUUUGCUGUACUUGUUUGUAUAAUAGGCGCCGUAUAACAUUAUAUGUGUAUCUUUAUUACAGUGUUAAAAUAAAUCGAUAUCAUAGUUUAAAAAGCUACAGAUUCUUUGUUGACUAAAAAAUUUUAUAAUUUUGUUGUGUGGAUUUUGUAUUCCAGUCAGAAUUGUUGAUGGUAAAAUUGAAAAUGAAAGAGCUGAUAGCAGUUUUCUGCUUGACUUGUGCAGUGGUAGUUCAUGCUCGUGGGAAAUUACCAACUAUCUCCAUUCCUCAGAGCAACAAAUGGCCAAACUCCAAGGUGUAUGUGAGGAACGCUGAUCCUCAAUCAUUCAGUUGUCAAGCAAAAACACCAGCCAAGUAUAGAUGGACUUUCAAUGGCACAGCUGUUGAGAAUGUAACGGGGGUAACAACUGUUUUUGGGAGCAAUGGAACACUUAGAACGGGUCCGUUAUUUGGACUGGCAAACUCGGGAGAUUAUCAAUGUUUUGCUGAAAAUGCUUAUGGCACCACUUUUACACCAAUAAUCCAAAUUCUAGGAACAAUUGCCCUAGCAUUUAAAGGCGGAGAUGAUGAUACACCAAAGAACGUGAAGACUCAUGCAUCAAAGUACUUUAAGAUGGAAUGCAAGGAUGUACCUCUUAGUGUUCCACAGUGGAAUUUCAUUUGGGAAAAAGGAACUUUCAAAGAUGGCAAGUUAACUUCUGGCCCUAUAGAGGACAAUGAGAGGUUGAUUAUUGAUCAGCAAGGUUUUCUACACUUUCUUUGGACUGAGAUGUCAGAUAGUAACUUUAUCUACGCAUGCUCUACAUGGAAUGAUAUACUGCUUAUUAGAGUCAGAAAUACAGAGACUAUCAGUCUUACAGUAGAACGUGGAGAUCAACUUGACCGAACACCAGAGUUGAUGUACUCAGAGAAUGUUCAGGUGUAUGAGGGUGAAGAUGCAGAGCUCAUGUGCAUUUUUACAUACUUCUCCAGUGCAAGAGAGAGAAUGACAGUUGAAUGGUAUAGGUUUGGAAAAUUGGUGGGCGAAGGUCACAAACUAGUAUUGAAUAAAGUUGAUCAGAGUCAUGAUGGACAGUAUAUUUGUAAAGCAGAACUUGGCGGGAAGGAGACACAGUCUAAUUUUGUAUCUCUCAAAGUUGUUGCACCACCAAAAUUUGUUGUUGAACCACUCUCAAAGGAUGUACCAGUAGGAAGUGAUGCUGUAUUGCAGUGCAACACGACUUCACAUAAUUCAUAUACUCAACCCCCAGUCUGGUUCCUGAAUGCUGUACCACUCAUAGGCUGCCCUGAUCGCCAUUUUGAAUGUAAAAAACCGAAGCCCAGUGGUUUCUCUGAGUGUGUUCAUGAGAAAAAAGUAUGUGAUGGCUUACCCGAUUGUCAAGAUGACAGUGAUGAGCAAUUCUGUCCUGGCUCCUGUUCAGAAGAUCAGACGUGGUGUAAUGGAAACUGUAUACCUAAAACCAGUCCCUGCAACGAACUUAUAUGUGACUUCCCAGGGUUUGCGUGUAAUGACAAGAAAUAUUGUUUUCCUGCUGAGAAGAAAUGUAAUGGAGAAGAUGAUUGCCCUGAUAAAUCGGACGAGAUUGGUUGCCCUGGCGGGGAUAUGAUCCAGAGGUCUCGAUUCGAACUCAACUCUGAAAGAACCCAGCUCACGCUGAGAAAUGUAAAACUUGAGGAUUCUGCAUGCCUUCAGUGUCUUGUCAGAAAUGAGUAUGGUUCAUCUAUAGCAGAUGCUUGUCUCACUAUCAUAGACAAGAUUGUAUUACUGAGGGGUCCAAAUUCGACGUACGAUGUUGCACCAGGAAUGGUACUGGAUAUCUAUGCCGAGGCAACCACUGAUAAACAGUGGCAGAAACAGAUGGUGUAUAUAUGGCAGUGGUAUGAGGAAGGGCCAGUUGAUCAGAAAACUGGUCAAACUACAACAAGAGCAGUAACACUACCACCAAAAGAACCAUUUGGGACUUACUUCCGUAUAUCUCAAAAUGGCAAAAGUAUGGUGAUCAAUUUUCCAGAAGUAAGGGAGGACGACCAGGCCAUGUACAAUGUCUACUAUGCGCUUAAAGACAGAGUAUAUACACUUAUCAUUAAACACGACUAUGAUCAAAUUGAAGUCAACUUUACCAUUAAUGGUGUAGAGAUUGUUAAACCAACUGGAGCACCAGUGGUAGAAGCCGCAGCAACAAAUCUCUGGUUUAUAGCUCUUAUCCUCGCCAUACUCAUCUUGUUCAUUGUUGUGGCGCUCAUUGUGUGCUAUAUGUAUAGGAAUAGAGGUGGAACCUAUCCAUUGGACAAGAAGGAACAUCAAGCAGGACAUGAUCCUGCACAGGAGUUAAAGGAUAGUGGCUUACAUGAUGUCGGCAGAAUUGAUGAUGACUAUGAUGAUGAUAAGCCCCGUGCUGAUGAAGCAUCGUUGUCGGAAAGUGUGAAACCGUACGAAUCGGAUGACGACCCAACAGAGGAAUAUGGCGGCGACUUUGAUGUUAGCAAGUUUAAUGAGGAUGGUUCUUUUAUCGGUUUAUAUGGGGACAAGAAAAGUAAAUAUUCAACGAAAGAAGCAACUGUAUAGUGAAAUCGCGUGAUAAAAUCAUCAAACCUGCCUUAUAGUUACAUUUUAUCUUUUUUAAUACGUUACUAUUUUUAACAGUGUGUACAAAAAAAUAAUAUCAUUGAAAUAGUACUAAUAGGCUUGGAAAUAAGAUGUGUAUUGUGAUGUUUAUUAAUUCAAAACAAACAAAUAUAGUUUGAAGGUACUUUUUAAAAUACAUGGUAGAAUUUUUACAGUUGAAGAUUUUGCAAUCGUUCAGUAGUAGGAAAAACUAAAAAAUGUGAAAAAUCUUCAUGGAGCUGAUGAAAUAGAUUUGGCUAGAUAAUGAUGCAGCGUGAGUUAACCAUUCCAGCAGCUGUAUACAGCUGACAUCAUGUGGAUUGCUACGUAGUAUAAUAUUCCUUUCUUCGAUACACAUACUGUAAUUUGGCUCCAUGUUUUGUUUUUGUUUGGUUGGUUUAGUAAGAAACGAUACUAAAUAUGGUCAUAGCAAUGUUUGAAUUUUUUUUGUCAUUAUCAUUCUUUAUGUUGUGUUACUGCUCUUGACUGAUAAGUAUUUGAGGUGAAAGGAAACUUCUUCUUUUUUAACAAAAGCAGAUGUUAACAGCCCAACGGUACACUUUAUAAUCAACACAUGCAUAUGGGUAGUAGCUUGUUUCCUUUUUGAUGACCAAACAGAAUGGGCCUUGUUUUGAUUUUAAAAACAAACAAAAACACACAUUUUUAUUCGAGUCUUGCCAAACUAAGUUUUAUUUUAAAACAUGUCUUGAUGUGAGUUUUAUUUAAAAGAAAAAACGACAGAAAAUGGCAGUAAUUUUUUUUUAUAUAUUAUUUUGGACCCAGAUUUGUUAAGACUUUCGUGAACAAGCUUCCUUAUUCAGAUGGACAUGUACACUUUAAUUCUUGACCAGAAAUGAUGUUGUUUAGCAUAGCAAACAGUUCAUCAAGUCAAAUGGCAUAUAGUUUAUAUUUGUGUGAUAAGCUGUACCUGUAAGGCUGUGUAACUGUUGUCAGUCAUUUUUGGUAAAUUCUGUUAGAACACAAUCUGAACACAAAGAAGUAAAAAUGUGAUGUAAGGUUUAUACUUAAUAGCCUGUGCCAGGGAUGAUAACAGCGAGUUUAAUUUUGAUUUGUCUGUCCGUUUUUUAAGUUUUCACUUCAAAUUUUUGUUCUGUUCAAAUUUGUUGCAAACCACCUUGCUUAAAUUUUUGUGUGAGAGAUGAAGGUGACCCAACUAUAUUGGAUAUAUAAAAAUUGAUCACAUGGUCAGACCAUAGAAAAAAGAUUAUACUUUCUGCAGUGGAAUAUUUUUUUAGUUUAGAAUUGGUUCUGUCUAGUUUUUCCAACCUUGGAACCUGUGUUGUUGUAAUUCAUGAUCAUCAGAAAGUUUCAUUCAUUUCAUGCAGAUAUUUGUGAAAAAAAAUCAGUUAAAGAUGCCAUAUUAGCAAAAAAUUGGUCCACAUGAAAUAUUUUUAUUUUUGUUGUAUUUAGCUUCUAGUUCAGUUUCAAUAAUUUUCAAGAGUUUCUGUGAAUUUCCCAGGUGAAUGUCUGGGAAAUUAUUUAGGUGAUUGUCUGGGAAAUUACAUAGGUGAUUGUCUUGGAAAUUACCAAGGUUUUAUGUCUUGGGAAUUACCCAGGUGGAUGACUGGGAAACAUUAUGUUCUCUGGUUAGAUUUACAGUUUAAGUGAAAUAUAUUUUUAGUUUAGUAGUAUUGUUAGAAAAAAAGUAUUAUUAAAUUCUCUACAGAAUCUUAGGGCUUAUGCUUAUGUUUAUUGUAUGUCAGUAAUAUACAUAAUUUUUAUUUACAAAAAAUAUGUAAUGUAUUGUUUAAAAAGUGUACUUUUUACAGCAACAUAGUGCAAUCAUAUUUUUCACUACGUAAAUAACAGACCUGGCAAGUUUGUGAAUGCAUUUCUCUAGUGUUGUGGCGUGUUAUAGAACUAUUUUUUCUCAUUCAUUGUCUCCGUCCUGUCCUGAAUUGUAACCUUUUCCCUGCUAAAUUUCUAAAAUAGACUUUGUCCAUCAUUCAAUUUGGACAGCACCAAUUUUUAUUCAAAGGGGUGUUCACUGAAACUUUACUGACUGAAUAGCAAAUAGUCUGCACUUGUCGCGAAGGCAAAAUCACUUGCUGCCAGCAGGCUAAAAGUUGAAUAAUGAUCAGUUCUUUAUUAGAUAGUUCAUGUUUAGUUUAAUAUUAUCUUUGGUUUUUAAAAUAGAAAUUUUUAUUUUCACAAUUAGGCACAGUUAUUGUUACAGUGUAAAUUUUGAUUGUUUCUUUCCAUUUUAAAAAAUAAAAUGUUAAUGGGGGAUAGAAAAAAGAAAUACUGGGCUAGUGUAGGAAAUAAUCCACAACUUUGUCAAAUUUUCCGAGUUUCACUCCAAUACUUGAAACCAAAAAAAGCGACUUUUAUCGUAUGUUUGUGUGUUUAUGAAACGCAGAUAAUUUUGUGAUUGUUUUAGGCUAGUUAUCCACUGCACUAUGAUUUUGUCUACAUGAUGUGUCAGUCAUUUGAUUGAUGUUUCUUGAAAGUUUUCGGUAACUGACAAGUCGUAGAUUUUGUUAUUUCCUGGUCCAAUUAGUGUCGUUAACUUUUAUAGCAAAUCAUUUAUGUGUGAGACAGUGUGCCAAUUAAUAAUUUUAACACACAUAAUCAUAUUAUUUUUUUUUCAUAUCCUGACAAGAUUCCAAAUGUUUAUUUUGAUAACUCAGUGUAUUUUAAUGAUGUAAACAUUCCUAAUUAUUCUUAUUAACAUUGCUUUAUCAUUGGAAAUUGUUAAUGUAUUUUCAUUAUUUUUCAUCUUGUUAUUUUCCAUGUGUUGUGCUUAUUGGAUAUCACAUUUUUAUGUACUGAUGGUUACGCUGUAUUGAGUUUCGUCUAAAAUUUGGUUUUCUCAUAAGCUUCUUUCUAGGCUAGGAUUUAGUUUUUGCAUUCCAAGCUACAAGUGUAAUUAAGCUAUACAAUAGAGGUUGAGGUUUCUUGCUUGUCUGGGUGUACACAUAUGGGAAAUCAUUCUGUUUUAUUUUUGUCAAUUUUCAGAACGCCUAAGUUUAUACAGUUUAGCCGUACACAUUCAAAAUGUACUUGUAAACCCUAAAAGUGAAUUUACAAACGAGUAGACUUAUACGUAGCAAAUAACUCCAUUAAAUAUUUCUUUGGGACAGUUUUCAGCAGGCUAAGCUAUGUUUCAGGGAUUUUAUAUACAUAGGUGCACACAUACAAGACUUGAAACCUCAGCCUCUGUAUGGUUGGAUCAUGGUCAUAUACAUUUAGCUGCUCUUAAUCACCUCUAGAUAUAUAUUUAAGGUGUAUGCUUCUAUAUGUUAAACUUUCUUGGUGCAGGACAAUAGUUUCAUGUAGGAAACUUUGCAUUAUUUGAAAUACCACUUCUUUCAUAUCAAACAGGGCUCUUUGUUAAUGUUUAUGGAAGCCAUUCUGGUUCCUCUUGUUUCCUUUUUUAUGCUACCCAAAGUUUUUUUUGGAGUGGGAAGGGGAAUGGGGACUUAAGGUUUGCCCUUGUUUUUCAUAUUUUUCAGAAAGUGAAUGGAAUGAAAUAAGCAAACAUGAAAUUAACAAAUUUGAAGGAAGAAUGGAUUGGUUAUUGUUGUCAUGUGUAGCUUUAACAAUUGAAGGGAGAGAGCACAGAGAGGUUUUAAGAAUUUAAUGCAGAAUAAAUUAUCAAGCUGUAAGAUUGGUUGGGAAAGUACAUAGAGUCAGUCAGCAAGUGCAGAGAGCCUGGACACUCGUAUUUAAAAUAUGCAAGAAGUGGUAAAAUUAUGCCAUCAUAUUUCAGAAUUCUGAUCACAUUUGUACAGAUAUCUUGUAUGUAGUGAUUGUAAUAGAUUUAAUGUAGGAAUUAAGUGUGAUUAUAUAUGUAUAGUUUUCUAAUAAGUGAAAGUUUGAAUAUUUACUAAGAAUUGAAUAUAUCUUUUAUACUGACUAAUGUUUUCAUGUAAUAUUUCAACUUGUUAAAGUUAUGCAACAUUUGUUAUUUUCAUGCAUUUAUACAUGUACUGUUUAAUUUUUGCAGUGUUAUAUUCCCCACCAUUUUGACAGUAUUGUAAGGUAUAUAUGGUAAACAGGUUCUUGAAUAGGGCCUCAGAUUUUUACUGCAAACAGAAAUGCAUAUAUUGAAGAAGAUUUUGAACAGCUGACUGAAAAGUCUCUAGUCUAUCUAUCUAUCAUGCAGAUUCUUCUUGCAUAUAUACUUAGCAGAGGUUUUCCAAAGCAACUAGGAAGAUUAUCCUAGUAUACUAGAUUUAUAAUGCAUACUGGAUACCAUAGUUUCAUUCAGUAAACAUUUAAUUGGAAGAUUUUUUCCAACUUACACUAUAAAACAACAUUUUUGUCUUCUUUUUUCAGCAUUGUGCAGUUGUUUAGGCUAAAAAUGUUACAAAAAAGCAUCAGAUUUAUAUACCUAUCAGUUACUCUUCAUUGUAGGAGAGAAUAAUGAUUUACUCUUCAAUUUAGGAGAUAAUAAUAUUUUAUACUGCUGUAUCAUGUUACAAUGUGCUGUUAAUACCUUAUAUAUAGUUUGUAUUGCAUAACUUUUCUGUGUUAGAAUAUCUCAUUGCCUUGAGCUCUCUGCCAUAUUUACGCUGUCUGUUUUUCUUUUUGUAGAAUUAUGCGAUUCUCUGUGUUUAGCCUGUCUAGCAUUUUUUUUUUUUUUUACUAAAACAUUUGUAUAGUGAAUAUGAGUGCAUUCGCCUGUCCUACUGUCCGACAUAUUAGAUUUGAAUUUUUAAGUACUUUCUCAGGUUUAUGGAGCAAAAUUUUCAUUGCAUAAUCAGUAUUUAUUUUUGACAGUAGGAUCCUAAAUAAAGCAUUGCCUGUUAAUAUAUUACCCUGUUAGCAGUAAGUUGAAAUGUCUCUACAUUAAAUGUGUUUGCAUCAGAUUAUAUAAAUGAGUGACUUCUCUUGAUAAAAGGGACCACCAGUUUGCCAGCUUUACAUUUAUUUUUCAAAAAUGAAAAUAUAAAAGGGUAUUACUAUUAUGUAUACUUGAUAGAAAUCACACUCUUCUGUGAGAUAUGCUCAUUUGCAUUCUCGUCUUUAUGAAGAGUAUAUGUCUUAAACUAUUGCAUCAUUAUUUUUAAGGUUAUUCUUGGAGUAAAUGAAGGAAACUGUCCUAUAAUUUCUAAUUUUGGACAAAGAUUACAGUAAUUAAGUUCGUAUGUCUUUAGUCAACAAAUUGACUGUCUUAGAGAUGGCCCCUUUUACCUUGAUGUGUCACACAUACCUUAUAAAGAGACAAAAAAAGAUCAGGGUAUCCUAGUGAUGCAACUUAUAUAGCACUAAUCAUGCUCAUAACAUUAAUAUACGCAAUUUUUGUUUUACGCUGUAAUAUAUUUUAGCUUAAUCAUCUCAUGUAUAUGUAUGCAAGAUUUUGUAUGUCGUAGUUGUGUCACCAUGGUUACACAUAUUGCCAUGGUUACAUGUGGUUGUCGAUUUAUUGCCAGGUUAAUGUUAUGCCCUCAGUGUAUUUCAAAGAUUUUAUUUAUUUUAAAAUUGUACACUUGCGAAAGGUGAUUUAACCUGGUUGAUUUUUGACCAGUGUUUAUUUUGUAUGAAAAAGAAGAAGCGUCUUUGUUCCAGGAGUUGAUGUAUAGGAAUGUGAAAAUGGGACAUGGUCAAAAUCUCAAUAUACAGACUCGUCAUAUUUUUGUAUCAGAGACAUUUUUUGUUGUAAAUUGACUGUUCAUACUUCCCUUUUCUUUCAUUUUAAAUAUCUGUUCAAUAUGCUCUUUUUAUUGAAUAUUCUAUGUAAAGGUUUUCAGACUGAAUGUGUUAAUAACACAGUGAUAAAUUGAUUUUUAGCUCGACUAUUCAUAGAAUAGUGAGCUAUUGCACUCGCCCAUGCGUCGGCGUCCGCGUCGGUGUCGGCGUCCGCGUCCCGAUUUUGGUUAAGGUUUUGUAUGUAAGCUGGUAUCUCAGUAACCACUUGUGGGAAUGGAUUGAAACUUCACACACUUAUUCACUGUGACAAACUGACUUACAUUGCACAGGUUCCAUAACUCUAUUUUGCUUUUUUACAAAAUUAUGCCCCUUUUUCGACUUAGAAAUUUUUGGUUAAGGUUUUGUAUGUAAGCUGGUAACUCAGUAACCACUUUUGGGAAUGGAUUGAAACUUCACACACUUAUUCACUGUGAUGAACUGAUCUACAUUGCACAGGUUCCAUAACUCUAUUUUGCUUUUUUACAAAAUUAUGCCCCUUUUUCGACUUAGAAAUUUUUGGUUAAGGUUUUGUAUGUAAGCUGGUAUCUCAGUACUUACUAAUGGGAAUGGAUUGAAACUUCACAUACUUGUUCACUAUCAUGAUCUGACAUGCACUAAGCAAGUCCCAUAACUCUACUCUCUUUUUUUUCAAAAUUAUGUCCCUUUUUCGACUUAGCAGUUUUUGGUUAAAUUUUUGUAUGUAAUCUGAUAUCUCAGUACCCACUAAUUGGAAUGGAUUGAAACUUAACACACUUGUUCACUGUCAUGAUCUAACAUGCACUGUGAAGGUCCCAUAACUCUACUUGGCAUUUUUACAAAAUUAUGCCCCUUUGACUUAGCAGUUUUUUGUUAAGUUUUUGUAUGUAAGCUGGUAUCUCAGUAUCCACAAAUUGGAAAGGAUUGAAACUUCACACACUUGUUCACUGUCAUGAUAUGACAUGCAGUACAGAGGUUCAAUACCUCUACUUUGCAUUUUACAAAAUUAUGCCCCUUUUUCAACUUUUGUAUUCAUUCAAUUGACAAGGCUGUUGAAUAGCCGAGCGUUGCUGUCCUCCGACAGCUCUUGUUUUUUCUUCAAGUCUUGCAUAUUAAAGUUUGUCUGAUAAAGUUUAAAUGCAAAAUGUUGAAAAAAUGUCUGAAAUGCAUUUGAACAAGAAUACCAGUGAAUGAAUUUAGUUACAGGAACUAGUCAUAACUUAGCUAAAUGUUAAAGUGUUGUUUACAUUUUACAAAUUAAAAUUCCAAGAAUGUCCUACUUGAAUAAUGUUCUGGGUGGGGAAAGAAGGUACACUUUAGUAAUAUUGACAUUUACUCCUGUGUUUGUCCAGUAUAGAACUACUGUAUUACAAGCAUAUAUAUUAUGUUAACAAAGAGUUUGUUUGAUUUUUUUUCAAAAAGUGCCAUUCCUUGUCUCGUUUUUCUUCAUGUUUUUAGAGGUGUCAAAAUGUACUAGUUGUGAUUUUUUACAGAAUAGAUAAGAAGAGUUUUUCUUGUAUGACAUAUGAAAAUACGCAAAUUCUGACAUUUUUAUUAAGUGGUAUCAGUGUUCGAAGUUCUUUGUGUGACAUAUUAUAAAUUGCUAUUUUUGUUGCCUAGUCAUUUUUUUGCCAUCAUAUGGUGACUAGAGUCACUAUUACUGUAUAGAGUAUUGUAACAUUUCUGUGUUGCUAUAUUUGUUUAGAAAGCUGUACUGUCCCCAAGAUGUUGCUGUGUAUUACUAGAUGUUGUGACGCCAACUUUACCUUAGAAAGGUUGUUAUAUUGGAUAAUAUUUUUUUCUAAAAUGUCCACAUAGUUUAACUAUUUAAUGAUCCUUGGUUAGUGAAAGCUUCUUAAAGAGGUGUAUUUUUAUUAUAGAGCUAUUUCUUUUAUUGAAGAAAUUAUUUUUUUGCUAGAGCAUGUUCUAAUACUAAAGUUGUUGUUAUCUAUCUCUGAACUGAUCACUCCAGUUAUUGUAGAUGAACAUUUCUGUGGGUAAAAAGGGCACAUAAAUUAUGUGAUAAUUUCAGUGUAUGAGUUCCAGUAGCUGUUUUUUAAUUUGGAAAAAAGAAACAGUUAAUACUUAUUUUUGUCUAAUUUCUUUUUGUUUAAUGACCUUACAUUACUGAUAUAAUAUUGUCAUGAUUUGAAAGGGUUUUUUAUCCUCAACAGUUAAGAAGUAUUAAAAGUGAACACUUCUUGAUGUAUGUAAGUCAGAUGAUUUGCUCAGAGAUAGACUGGGAAAUAUUUCACAUAGAGAACUAUAUUUUUACACAGUUUGCCCUUUGUCAUCUUUGUAAACAGUCUGAAAGGUAGUAAUUCAACAUAUUACACUUUUCCUUUGUUACUUAUUACAUCUAUGCAAAUGAAAUCUUAGAGAAAAACACAUAGAAAUGUAGGAAUCUAAUUGUUACACUGUUUUAAAAUAUUUGAACUAAUGUUGGGAAGAAAUGGUUCAAAAACAUUGUAAAUUUCAUCUCUCUGAUGAUACGUUGAUGUUUCUGUUAUUGAUUAUGACAAUGUCCCUUUUUAAACUGUAGAGAAUGCCAUAUAGUUUGAUUGAAUAAAGAUUGCUUCAAAAAAAAA
Messenger RNA from Mercenaria mercenaria, 10861 nucleotides. RefSeq lists its product as uncharacterized. Gene Ontology annotation, biological process: axon guidance; dendrite self-avoidance; homophilic cell-cell adhesion. The record is from RefSeq and is a predicted model, not a curated record. Gene Ontology annotation, cellular component: plasma membrane; axon. Gene Ontology annotation, molecular function: cell-cell adhesion mediator activity. Bases 207 to 2603 code for a protein of 798 amino acids. NCBI's taxonomy places the organism in Eukaryota, Metazoa, Mollusca, Bivalvia, Venerida, Veneridae. The transcript has 18 exons.